This is a messenger RNA of Daldinia childiae, 2712 nucleotides long. RefSeq lists its product as uncharacterized. Gene Ontology annotation, molecular function: DNA-binding transcription factor activity, RNA polymerase II-specific; zinc ion binding; DNA binding. Bases 1 to 2712 code for a protein of 903 amino acids. The record is from RefSeq and is a predicted model, not a curated record. Lineage: Eukaryota; Fungi; Ascomycota; Sordariomycetes; Xylariales; Hypoxylaceae. Gene Ontology annotation, biological process: DNA-templated transcription; regulation of DNA-templated transcription. The transcript is spliced from 8 exons.
AUGUCGAAUAACGAUCAGUCCGUUCGGAGGCUGUUACCGCAGAGCUCUAAUUCAUCUUUGAACUCGUUUUCCUUUGCGCCGCCGACUUAUCAGCCGCCUAGAGAGACUCAAAAAAAUUAUGUAUUUGUGGACGAACAUAACCGCCAUAAGCGGUUGAAGGUGAUGAGAGCGUGUGAGGGUUGUAGAAGGAGAAAAAUCAAAUGUGAUGCUGCGACGACAAAUACAUGGCCUUGUUCUGCUUGUAUCCGGUUGAAGCUCCACUGUGUAAGACCCAAUGGGCAGUAUGAAGGCUCGCCGACGGAAGGUCAGUCCUAUGAAGCCGGACGAUCGGAAUACGAUGUCGCGUCAGGGCAGGAUAGCUUCAGAGCUAUGUCCAUGCCUCAGUCUUCUACACAGCCUAUGAUGGCUGGUCAGCCGAAGGCUACCAUGUAUCCAACGCCCGGUCCUUAUCCCGAACAUCAAGGUGUAUACCCCCCGAUGCCGUAUGGAGACCCGCCUCCACCGCCGCACCAGCUCCAGUAUGCUACUAUGCCUUCCCAAGUAGGCGUGAUGGACCAGUCGUAUGCCUCCACUAGCGUGUUUUCAACUCCGCCGAUGCAUCAGCAUUCUGUGCACUCCGAGCCGUCUCCCGGGUCUUACCAAGACCAUUACGGGCAGCAGGAUCUCGCGGAUAUUUUAGGAGCCCUCAAAGUUGACGAAGCAGGCACAGCUCCGUACCUAAAUAAAAAGAUGGCAUUUGCGGGAGAGGAAGAGGAACCCGCCAUUGAGGACGACGACGAUUUCAAGAACGUACUGCCACCUAUGCCAUCUGGGCCUGGUCUUAAGAUACGCAUACCUCCGGAACUAAUGCCAGACGAUGCAACUAUCAUGCAUUAUUUUGAACUUUAUUUCACUAAUGUACACCCUUACGUUCCGGUUUUGAAUAAGACUCAACUCUAUCAUCAGUGGCACACAAACCGGGAAUCGAUAUCCCCUUUACUGUUGGAGGCGAUUUUUGCGGUUGCCGGUCGUCUCGCCGAUGAGCCGGCACAAGGACAACAAUGGAUCGCUCUCGCUUCGAAACAUGCCGAUGCUUUUAUGGAUAUACCACGUCUAAGUACUCUUCAAGCUCUCUUAAUUAUUUUGAAAGCGAGGGAGGCUUCGCCAAAACGUGGCUACUACUAUCGGUCUUGGAUGUCUAUUGUGCAUUGCGUCGCUAUGGCUAAAGAUCUCGGACUCGACGAGCAUAUGGAUACUCACAGAGCUGGUAAAUCAUGCGGCUCUUCUCACGGAGAGUGUUUCACGAAGAGCCGUAUAUGGCAGACUAUAUUCGUAUGCGAAACUAUGAUAGCCGCACCACAAGGGCGACAAGAUCUCUCUGUAGACGCCGAUUCUGUUGAUUUUAGCAUUCCGAGGCUUCUACCCGGUUGCGAGGAAUCGGAAUAUAAUGCGAGUCGAAAUUUUGCGUACCUGGCUCGCGUUGCCCGAAACCUGAAUCGGGUGAACGCUGUCUACGCCAAGAUCAAGAGGAAGAAGGAUUGGGGCAUCGACCCCGAACUGGUUCAGCUUAACCCGUCCAUAACGGGAUGGCUUAGCGAUCUACCGCCUGAUUUACGCCUCACAUUUCCCUCGGAUGGAUCGCCUCCGUGGCUUCCUUCGCAUUUUAUUGGAAAUAUGCAUUCUUAUUAUUACUUAAGCGUCAUUAUACUUCACCGGCCGCAGUUAUCCUUCUUAGAACCAAUGGGCGCCGACGGGCAGUGGAAAUCACAUAUGUUUCUUUGCUACUCGUCGGCCAAGGCUCUUUGCCGUCUCCAGGAAUCGAUGUUACAAUCUUUCGGCCUGAGCGGGCUUCAAUGCAUGCAACGAGGCAUCAGUUUUACUAUAUACGCUAUCCUUUCUUGCAUUGUCCUCCAUCUUGUUGCGUUGACUUCCCCUGAUCCGGAGCUCAACGGCGAUGCGCGAGAUUACUUCACCCGGCACAUGAGGGUUUUGGAGAGGACGAUGCAUUCUUGGCCGCUGCCAGAAAUGUUGAAGCAAAUUGAUGCCGUGCGGGAGGCCUUCUCGGCAGACGUCAGGAAACCGUUCAUCUUAAAGCCGAGUUUUCCUUAUGGGAGCCCGCAUCCUAGUAGUCACUCAAGCCCGCCUACUGCUAACACGUUCAAGCCUCCUAUGCUGCAGACGAGCUCGUUGGACCAUGGUAUGGACCCACAGACCGGUCAGCACUCGCAAGUUAGUUAUGCCAACCAUCCUAUCACACCUAUCUCCGUUGGUUCCGCGGACAACAAGAGUGACUCUCCUUCUGCACAGUCGCUCUCUAUAAUGAAUCCCGGCCAGAGUGCACACGCCUCGACACUGUCGAGCGCGAUAUCGCUAGGGGAUCAUCCCACGUGGAAUCCCUCGCGUCUAUUCGAGCAAUGGAACUCGACAUUCGGUACGCAGCAAAUCCAAUCUCAGCCAACUUCAGUGGCUCCACAGUCCAGUUCUCUAAGUGUUCCCUCAUCUUCAGGUGCCCCCGAAGUCCCGACGUCACAGGACAUGCAGCUUGCAGGCGCAUCUCUACCAGCCGUGACGCAGCCCUUAUCGCAUCAACAGUAUUCGGCUCCGCCCGUACAAACCUUUGUUACUCCAGCCAUGUGGCAGCAGUCUGUGGCUAGCGUCUACGAGGGUGGUCUCAAGCGACAUUGGGAUUACGACAACGGCACUUCGCUCGUCGAGUCGGUCAAGCGCCGUUGA